Messenger RNA from Hippopotamus amphibius kiboko, 3765 nucleotides. It is a transcript of the gene CEP112, whose product is annotated as centrosomal protein 112. NCBI's taxonomy places the organism in Eukaryota, Metazoa, Chordata, Mammalia, Artiodactyla, Hippopotamidae. The transcript is spliced from 27 exons. The coding region runs from base 736 to 3765 and encodes 1009 amino acids. The record is from RefSeq and is a predicted model, not a curated record.
GAUAAAUGCCGCUGCACAGAUGUGAGCAGUACACCCAUGACGGAGCGAUGAAUCUGGGAUGUGUGGGGAAGCUCUACUCAGAAGCGACGUUUGUGUCGUAUUUCCUGCCUGCAGGCCAGGGGCAGCCUGUUUGCAGGAUGGCGGGGAGUUCACUGGUGGGCGUGCUCAUUGGUGGAUGGGUUUGUUAGGCAGAGAGUGUGUGUGUGUAGGUGCUGGCAGGCCUAACCUUGGGUUUGGGUCGUAUCCCGUUGCAGUAAGCAGUGGAGAGAGGAGGUGAUGUGCUGAGCCCUGUACUUGGGACGUCUCCUCUGGUGCCAGUGAGGCCUGAAGCAGGGGAAUUAGUGUGAGUAAGAGGUGGGGAGGGCUUUCUCUGAGAGCAGUAGUGAGAAUAGGGAUACAGGCAUGUUCUGAGGUAUUUUUGAGUAUCGUUGCUGUAUUGGUUCACGGGCCUUAGAGAGUGGGGCAGUGGAGGGGAAGGAGUCAGUAAACCAGCGAGGAGGUCAUUGGCAGGUGGUGGAGGUCCCAGCAGUGGAGAGGACAGUCAGUGCUUCUGAUGCAGAGGCAGAGCAGGUGAGGCUGUGUUCUCUGGAAGGCGAGUGGGAGGUGGAGUGAAGAGCAUUUGGGGUGUUACCACCUGACUAUUCCUUUUCCCUUUGAAGCAGGAGCUGAGCUUUCUUACGUGGAAAGUGAGGGGAGCUGGAACGACUUAGGGGCUUUGAGAGGUCUGGCUGAAUUAUGGAAAUGGGAAGUGAAGCAGAGAAAUGGGAGAAGCUGGAUGCAGAAUUUGAUCACUUUGUGGUAGAUAUGAAGCCCUUUGUUCUAAAAUUACCCCAUAGGUCAGAGCGGCAGAGGUGUGCACUUUGGAUUAGGAAGCUGUGCGAGCCUUCGGGAACAGGGGCAGGAGUCACGGGCAGGAGGAAUCGGAAUCUGUACGCAAAGCUCUUACUGCACAUGCUCAGGCGCGGGGUGCUCGAGGGCCCUUUCACCCACCGCCCGGAGCCGGGGACGCUGCGGACUCUGCCUUCAUACAUGUCCAUCUAUUUUGAUGAACCAAAUCCAGCACAAGCCAAAGGGUCCAGCCCAGAAGGAUUACCAGACUGGGUGAUGGGCGAGCUGGGGACGGGUGAGCACAGAUUCAGCGAGUCAUGGAAGCUUUCUUCUGGAGAAGAAUGCUCUUUGGUGCAGUCACCGACCCAAGUCCACAGAUGUGAACUCAAGAGAAAUGGAAAUGUAUGUCCACACAAAUUCUUGAACGUCCAUAGCAGCUUGAUUCAUAACAGCCAAAGUGAGGAGAUUUGUGUCCAUCAGUACAUGAAUAAAAAGGGAAAUCAAGGUUCGUCCAGUAGGGAACAAUGCAUUGUGAAGCUCCAAACCACAUCACAGUCUAUGAGUCCAUCCUACAGAGAAGAUGGACAGAUUACUACCCCAAAGAGUUGUGAAAUUCAUCCGAAGCAAUCUGCUCUUUCUUUGGAUGACAGUGACAUUGAAGCUCGGCUUAAUAGUUGGAAUCUUGGGAUAGAAAAUCCUCGGUAUCUGAGACAGAAGCCUAUCCCAGUUACUUUGAUGACUCCCAAGUUCAGCCUGAGAAAAUCCAGCAGUCUCCAGGAUGAUCCGUUACUCUCUCGAAUGCAUGAGAAGGAGUUGGACAUGAGGACAAGAAUGAUGGAAGCUAAAUAUCACGAAGAGAAACUGACACUGCAGCAGAAGCAUGAUGCUGACGUUCAGAAGAUUUUAGAAAGAAAGAAUAAUGAAAUAGAAGAAAUGAAAACUUUAUACAAAAAGAAACAAAAUGAAACAGAGGAGACUACCAGAAAACUUGAAAAGAAAGUUCAGACCCUCAUACGUGAAUGUCAAGUUAUCAGAGAGACCAAAGAUAACCAGAUUGCAGAGUUAAAAAAGAUAUGUGAACAAAGUACAGAAUCUCUGAAUAAUGAUUGGGAAAAAAAGCUCCAUGAUGCUGUGGCAGAGAUGGAAAAGGAAAAAUUUGAACUGCAAAAGCGGCACACUGAAAAUAUUCAAGAGUUGCUUGAGGACACAAAUGUGCGUCUGAACAAAAUGGAGGGCGACUACGUGGCACAGACGCUGGCCACGAACCAGAUGAUCAAAGAACUGGAGUCCCGUGUCCAGCAGCUGACUGGAGAAGCAGAGAACAGUAAUUUACAGAAGCAGAAAUUAAUUCAAGAAAAACUGGAACUUGAGAGAUGUUACCAGAUAACCUGUAAUGAAUUACAAGAAGUAAAGGCAAGGCGCAACGCUCUGCAUCAGGAGAAAGAUCAUCUUGCAAACGAGUAUGAGCAGAGCAUGAAACUGUUGCAAACCAAAUGUGAGGCUGACGUAAGCCUUCUGAGGAAGGAGCACGCUCUUGCAGCUUCUAAGGCUUCUGUUAUGAUUAAAGAAUUAGAACAGAACAUCUGUCAAUUAAAACAGCAGUUACAGGAAUCAGAACUUCAAAGAAAGCAACAACUAAAGGAUCAAGAAAAUAAGUUUCACAUGGAGAAAAGUCACUUAAAACGCACCUAUGAAAAAAAGGUUCAUGACUUGCAGACUGAACUUGAUAAAGAAAAAGAAGAUGCUCAAAAGAAAAGCCAUAAGUUUGAGGAGGCUUUGAAGGAGAAAGAGGAGCAGCUCACCCUCGUGACUGAGCUUCAGAGGUCGCAGGCCCAGCAGGCGGAUGCCGCGCUGGAGGAGUUCAGGCGGCAGGUGGAGCUGAACUCAGAGAAGGUCUACGAGGACAUGAAAGAGCAGAUGGAGAAAGUGGAAGCAGAUCUAACUAGAUCCAAGUCUCUCCGUGAGAAGCAGUCAAAGGAGUUUCUGUGGCAGCUGGAGGACGUCAGGCAGAGACACGAACAGCAGAUAGUAGAGCUGAAGCUGGAGCAUGAACAGGAGAAGACGCACCUAUUACAGCAGCAUAACGCAGAGAAGGAUAGCCUAGUCCGGGACCAUGGACGGGAGAUUGGAGACCUGGAGACACAGCUUCGCGCUGCCAACAUGGAGCACGAAAAUCAAAUCCAAGAGUUCAAGAAACGCGAUGCACAGGUUAUUGCUGACAUGGAGGCGCAAGUCCACAAGUUGAGAGAAGAGCUGAUGAGCGUGAACGCGCAGCGGAAGCAGCAGCUGGUGGAGCUGGGUCUCCUCCGCGAAGAGGAGAAGCAGCGGGCAGCCCGAGACCACGAGGCGGCCGUCAGCAAGCUGAAGGCCGAGUCAGAGAAGAUGAGGACGGAGCUGAGAAGGACGCACGCCGCGGAGACGGAGACCACGCUGGAAAAGGCCAACAGCAGGCUGAAGCAGAUUGAGAAGGAAUACUCUCAGAAGCUUGCCAAGUCUUCACAGAUCAUAGCAGAGCUUCAGGCGACCGUGUCCUCCCUGAAGGAGGAGAGCAGCCGGCAGGGGCUCGCUGCGGAAAGGCGGCUCCAGGACGCGGUGCGCAAGUUUGAGGAUGAGAAGCAGCAGCUGAUCAGAGAUAACAGUCGCGCCAUCAAGGCUUUACAAGACGAACUAGAAAACCGCUCGAAUCAAGUGCGAUGUGCAGAGAAGAAACUGCAGCACAAGGAACUGGAGUCACAGGAGCAGAUAACUUACAUACGACAAGAAUACGAAACAAAAUUUAAAGGGCUGAUGCCAGCAUCUCUAAGACAAGAGCUGGAAGACACUAUCUCCUCCCUGAAGUCACAGGUUAACUUUCUGCAAAAGAGGGCGUCCAUCCUUCAAGAGGAGCUGACGACCUACCAGUGCAGAAGGUACAGCCAAGGCCAGAACAUCUCCUGA